Messenger RNA from Dentiscutata heterogama, 2777 nucleotides. Lineage: Eukaryota; Fungi; Glomeromycota; Glomeromycetes; Diversisporales; Gigasporaceae. The record is from the annotation of a GenBank genome assembly.
AUAAUAUUCACUCGGUCGCCAAAGUUUCAGAAGUUAACUCUGACCCACCUCGAGUAAUGUCGAGCUACGGCACUUCUCCAAAAAGUGACUUUGCAAUCACGAGUGAAACUGCUUCCGAUAUUUCUGGUGUGUCGAAUUUUACCGACACUACCUCUAAUACUAUUUUAAUACAAGAUCAAAAUAGUACCCAUUUGGAAAACAUCGAGGAACAAAAAAUUUUUCACUCUAACACAUCAGUCACUGACAAUAAUUCCUUGAUUAAAGAUGAACAUGUAGAAAUGAAACAGAGACGUAGAAUUAAAAAAAUUAUAUAUCCAAAUUCUAAAGAAGAGAUAAUAUUUGACUCAAAUAUCUUUGACUCUGAUAUGAUGUACGCUGAAAAACGAACUAUAUAUGUAGUCAAAAAAGCAAAAUCUGAGAACGUUGAUCAAGUUACUUCAUCUACUAUCAUAAACAUUAAAAUUGAUGAACCUAUAUUAGAAACUAAUAAAUCAAAUAUCAUUUCUACUAUCGACAAAUCCUCAAAUUUGGCUGAAGUGAAUGUUAAACCUAGUAUUGAUAAUUUGAAGAAUCCAACAACUAAUGAUGUGUCAUCUAUUUCGGAUGAAAGAAAUCCAUCUGAGAGGAUAAAAAAUCCCUCCUCUGAAACAAAACGACGAUCUUUAUUAUUUGAGUGGCUUUAUCCUUCUGAUCCAUUGGAAAGUACGAAUGAAAAUGAUUUUACCAAGACUUCUGUUACUUCGUCGACUCAAAAUCUUUCUAGAUCUCCUCCAAAAAUUUCUCUGUCUCCUCCAAAAAUUUCUAAGUCUCCUCCAAAAUUUUCUAAAUCUCCUCCAAAAAUUUCUGAAUCUCCUCCAAAAACUUCUGAUUUAACUACUUCAACCACCAUUAACUCGUCUUCAACCUCGACCACUUCCGCUCCCUUAAAUAAUGAUCUACCUCCUUCAUCACAAGGCUCCACCAAUACUGACACAUCUCAAAAGUUUGGUUCUUCGAGUAAAAAGCCGUUUCCAUCUCGACAUCCAUCUCAACAUUCAAUUAUUAAGGACCCUCCAAAUCCAAUAGUUCAAACUUUACCUGAAAAUGGUUCUUUUUGGAGACGUUUCUUUGAUUCUUCUAGUAAUUCAGGACUUUCUAAAAUAAGUCAGAAAACUGAUCAUAAAUUAAUCACUAAUGUAUCAAUUUCAAGUGAAACAGAUAAGAAAGUAUCUAAAGUUGCAAUUUCAAGCGAGGUAGAUAAGAAACCAAAAAUUUCGAAUGAGAUAUAUAAAAAAUCAAAAGUUACAAGUGAAGUAGAUAAGAAAUCGAAAAUUUUAAUUUCAAGUGAUGUAGAUAAGAAAUCAUCAAAAGUUUCAAUAUCAAGUGAAGUAGAUAAGAAAUCAAAAAUUUCAAGUGAUGUAGAUAAGAAAGUAUCUACCUCUCCAAUUGUCUCGCCUAAACUAAAACCUUCAAUGGCUAAACCCGCUCCUGUAAGCAUCGUUUUACCAAAAUUUGAUGAUUUUGUUAUAAAUAAACCCGUGAAACAUCCAGAUUCUCCUGCCCAAAAAGCGCUUCAUGCUAUAAACUCUUAUUUAUUUCCACCUGACAAACCUUAUGAUGGAGCUUUGAACAAGUGGUUAGAUGAGUUAACUCGAUCAACUAUUGAUGUUAAGAAAAUUGCUAUCAUUGGUGUUCAUGGUUGGUUUCCUGCAAAAUUAUUAAGAGUCGUCGUUGGUGAACCAACUGGAACUUCUCCAAAAUUUUGUGAUAUGAUGGCUAAAGCUGUAUUGGGUUAUUUAUCUAAACAUAAUAUUUCUUUGCCAAGUGAAGCAAUCACUUGUAUACCACUCGAAGGUGAAGGAACUAUAGAAACUCGUGAAAAGUUAUUACAUAAAAAUUUAUUAUAUAACAAGACUUGGUGUGAAGCUCUGGCCUUGGCUGAUGUCGUAUUUGUGGCAACUCAUUCUCAAGGCACUCCUGUUGGUACUAUUCUCCUUUCAAGACUUAUCAAAGAAGGUCUUGUGAAUCCUAAGCGACAACGUAUAUGUUUUUUGGCUAUGGCUGGAAUUUCUCAUGGUCCGUUUCCAUAUUUAAAAGAUCAUUACAUAAUAAAGUACUUUGUGGGUAGAAAUCCUGAUGCUGAUGCUACUAGAGAGCUUUUUGAAUUUAUGGAUUCUGAAAGUGCUGUCGCCAAAAAAUAUCGUCAAGCUCUUGAUAUUGUGAUUCAGAAAGGCGUAAAACUGGUGUAUGUUGCUUCGAUGGAUGAUCAAGUUGUGCCACUUUAUUCUGGAAUAUUUACCGGAGUAGAUCAUCCGUCGAUAAUGCGUGCAAUUUAUGUUGAUGGUCCAUUAUACCAAGAAAAAGAUUUCUUGAUAAAUCUAAUUAUAUUCGCUAUAAAAUUACGAAAUGCUGGUAUAUUGGAUCAUGGACUAAUUACUCAAUUGAGUGAGGUUAUUAUAGGUUCAUUGUAUGGUGAAGGUCAUUCAACUUUAUAUAAUGAAAUUGAUGUUUACACACUCGCUGUACAGUAUCUUUUUGAAGUACCAUCAUUGAGAACAAGUGAAGCAAAGAUUAACAAAUUUCAAGCACAACCAAAAUAUAAUCCAUAUUUUUUGCCUUGGUCAGUUCGCGGUAUUUUGGAAGACAAAAAUGUAAUAAGAAAUCCACUUUUCGUAAAUGAGAUUACCAGAUUAAAGAAAUUAUAUGAAGAUUGGGAUCCUCCUUCAAGAGUAUUAAAAGAAUUAAAGUUUCGAUUAGAACCUUUUCGUGAUGCUAUUUUAGGAAGGUGGAAACUAUAA